Molecule: messenger RNA, 2767 nt
Organism: Dipodomys ordii (Ord's kangaroo rat)
Lineage: Eukaryota; Metazoa; Chordata; Mammalia; Rodentia; Heteromyidae
Gene: Rhbg
Product: Rh family, B glycoprotein
Exons: 9
Coding region: 18-1187 (389 amino acids)
Biological process (GO): ammonium homeostasis; ammonium transmembrane transport
Cellular component (GO): plasma membrane
Molecular function (GO): ammonium channel activity
Source: RefSeq, a predicted model, not a curated record
UCCAGGAUGUGCAUGUCAUGAUCUUCGUGGGCUUUGGCUUCCUCAUGGUCUUCCUGCAGCGCUAUGGCUUCAGCAGCGUGGGAUUUACCUUCCUCCUGGCCGCCUUUGCCCUGCAGUGGUCCACACUGGUGCAGGGGUUCUUCCAUUCCUUCCACCAUGGUCACAUCUAUGUGGGUGUGGAGAGCAUGAUCAACGCUGACUUCUGUGCCGGGGCGGUGCUCAUUUCCUUCGGAGCAGUUCUGGGCAAGACCGGGCCUGUCCAGCUGCUGCUCAUGGCUCUACUGGAGGUGGUGAUGUUUGGCGUCAAUGAGUUUGUGCUCCUUAGCCUGCUGGGGGUGAGAGAUGCUGGAGGCUCCAUGACCAUCCACACAUUUGGUGCCUACUUCGGGCUGGUCUUUUCACGGGUCCUUUACAGGCCCCAACUGGAGAAGAGCAAGCAUCGCCAGGGCUCUGUUUACCAUUCGGACCUCUUUGCCAUGAUUGGGACUAUCUUCCUAUGGAUCUUCUGGCCUAGCUUCAACUCUGCACCCACAUCACUGGGGGAUGUGCAGCAUCGGACAGCCCUCAACACAUACUACUCCCUGACUGCAAGCACUCUCAGCACCUUUGCCCUUUCAGCCCUUGUCAGUGGUGAUGGGCGACUUGACAUGGUCCACAUCCAAAAUGCAGCACUGGCUGGAGGGGUUGUGGUGGGGACAUCUGGGGAAAUGAUGCUGACACCUUUUGGCGCUCUUACUGCUGGCUUCUUGGCUGGAACUAUCUCCACACUGGGGUACAAGUUCUUAACGCCCAUCCUAGAGUCAAAAUUCAAAGUUGAAGACACUUGUGGCGUCCACAACCUCCACGGUAUGCCAGGGGUCUUGGGAGCAUUUCUGGGAGUCCUUGUGGCUGGACUGGCCACCCAUGAAGCUUAUGGAGAUGGCCUGGAGAAUGUGUUUCCACUCAUAGCUAAGGGCCAGCGCAGUGCCAAAUCUCAAGCCGUGUACCAGCUUUUUGGGCUGUCUGUCACAUUGGUGUUUGCCUUUGUGGGUGGAAGUCUUGGAGGGUUCCUGCUGAGGUUUCCAUAUCUGGACUCCCCAUCAGAUUCUCAGUGCUAUGAGGACCAGAUUUACUGGGAGGUGCCUGGACAGCAUGAGCCAGAAGCUCAGACACCACUGAAUGUGGAAGAAUCAGACACUCGGGCCUGACUGCUGCCAGUUCUGGUGUCUUAUCCCUUUAGAAGAUGAGGAUGGCUCCUACUGGGAAAUCCUUUUCAGCUCCUGCUGCAGAGAAGUCCUGAGCCAAAAAGAUCUUCCUGCCUUUAGGCUGACUCCAUAAGAGACAGGUUGAAAGGGCAGGUCUAUAAUUGUGGGGACAGAGGGAGAGUCUCAUAUCUGCCAAUCCCUGCAGACCUACCAGCCUGGGCCUUGGGUAAAAGUGGCUGAAUGAGGUCUCAAAUGAUUCUGCUCUACUGGGCCAGUGUCAUAGAGUUACAGUGAAGCUGGAGGCAGAGGAUGAUAAACACUAUGAUCAAGGACUCUGACUCCUGUUUGGGUCUGAUGAAGGCCUUAAUGGGUCUGCAGACUACCCUGCAGGAUGCCAGGUGGGUGCCCCACCUGGGCUUGUCCUUGCCAGGGAUGGAGAGCCCAUUCUUUUCCAAGAUCCUGUGUCUGUUUCAGCAUACUUCGAACUGCCCCAAAAUUCUCCCCUGUCCCCAACUGCUAUCAUUUGGAUCCUAAAAUCUGACAGCCUCUGAAUAGGAAGAGGUCCCCAUAGAGCCCAAGAGAGACAUAAAAAGCUGUCUUCUACCAACCCCUAGAAGCUGGAAGCAGCCAUCAUCUCAUAGCCAUAUCCUGCAGAAAUAAGUGCCUUUCAUGGCUUGGGGCUGUGGUAGAGGAUGAGGAAGGCUGACCCAGAUCUUCUAUUGUCUUAAAGUCAUUUUACCACGAGAGGGCACUCCAGACCGAGGAGAAGAUGCUGCCUCUGUGUCAUCCAUGGUCCUCUACCAAGAGUGGAAGUCCUUCCUUCAGCCUAACCCUCUUCCUGUCUACUUCAAUUCUGCUUCUCAGGCAUCCACACCACCCACCUUUUUUGAGCUAAAUACUAAAUUCCUACCAAGGGCUUCAGAUCUCAUCCCAUGGAGAGUCCGACAUUCCAGUAGGCCUGAGCCCGAGCCCCUCCCACACUGAAGGACUAGACCCCCUUUGCCCUCUCUUGCCCUUCCCUCAGGUUUCUGGCAGGAUUGAAUAUGACUGCAAACACCUCUUUCUCCAAACCAAGACCCUUCAGCUCUGGAAACCCUUAGGAGGAAUUGUCAAUCCUGGAGGCUCACCCAGGGUCUUACCCUCUCCUUCCUCAGUGCAGCUGGAGGAACUGAGCUUGGCUGGUUCAAGAAGCCAAGCACAAAUCAGAAGAGGAGGAGAGUGGUUCAGGGAUAAGCCCUCCAUGGACCGUCCUUUUGCAUGUAUCCCAACUAAGGCUGCUGCCCUUAGUUCCCUCCUUCCUCCACAGCAAUCGUACCUCUUGCUGGUGGGGUUAGUUAUGUUGAGAGGAGAUACCAGGGCCUAAGAGGAAGGCUGACGGUUGAUAUUGCAGAAAGGCUCCCCCCCCCCCCCCGUCACUGCCAGGGCCUGCUGAGGGAGAGGGAGCCUGGCAGAGCUGAGGCUCCAUUCCCCAUUUCACCCUGAGCAUCUCCCCACUGCAGUCCCAGAGCUCCGACAGAGAUCAAAAAAAAGGGUGAUUUGAGUAUUGAAUAAGACAUUCUUUUGACUAGCCCUCUUUGAGUAGA